Aureobasidium namibiae CBS 147.97 is the source of this 2169-nucleotide messenger RNA. Its product is annotated as tryptophan synthase-like protein. The transcript is spliced from 2 exons. Gene Ontology annotation, cellular component: cytoplasm. Gene Ontology annotation, molecular function: tryptophan synthase activity. The coding region runs from base 1 to 2169 and encodes 722 amino acids. The record is from RefSeq and is a predicted model, not a curated record. Lineage: Eukaryota; Fungi; Ascomycota; Dothideomycetes; Dothideales; Saccotheciaceae. Gene Ontology annotation, biological process: L-tryptophan biosynthetic process.
AUGGAGCACAUCAAGAGAACAUUCGCUACGGCCAAGAAGGAGAACAGACCUGCCUUGGUCACUUAUGUUACUGCCGGUUUCCCUACCGCUGAAGAGACUCCUGACAUCAUGCUCGCCAUGGAGGCUGGCGGUGCCGAUAUCAUCGAACUCGGCAUGCCCUUCACCGACCCUAUUGCAGACGGUCCCACCAUUCAAAAAGCAAACACACAAGCCCUGAAGAACGGCGUCAACAUCAUCUCCACAAUCCAGAUGGUCAGAGAUGCAAGGAAAAGAGGUUUGCGUACGCCUGUCAUGCUCAUGGGCUACUACAACCCCGUCCUCAGCUACGGUGAGGACAAGAUCCUGAAGGACUGCAAGGAGGCCGGUGUCAAUGGCUUCAUCAUGGUCGACCUGCCGCCAGAGGAGGCUGUGCGUUUCCGCAACCACUGCACAAAGAUUGGUCUCUCGUACAUUCCUCUCAUCGCUCCCGCUACCUCGGAGAACCGCAUGAAGCUGUUGUGCAAGAUUGCCGACUCGUUCAUCUACGUUGUUUCGCGCAUGGGUGUUACUGGUGCCACCAGCUCUGUCAACACUGCUCUGCCUGAGCUGCUCGACCGCGUUCACAAAUACUCUGGUGGUGUUGCUGCUGCUGUUGGCUUCGGUGUCAGCACCAGAGAGCACUAUUUGAGCAUCGGCAGCAUGGCCGAGGGUGUUGUUAUUGGCAGUCAGAUCAUUCAAACUCUUGCCGACGCUCCUGCUGGUCAGGGCGCUCAGGCCGUUGAGGAUUACCUGGAUGGCAUUACCCAGCGCAGAGAUAUCAUCAAGCAACAGACACGCGAGGGUGGUGUCCUGGAGACUAAGGAGAUGGAAGACAUUCCCGAUGAGGUUCACGUCGACGGCGUCGUCAAGGACAAGGAUACCCCUGACGGCCCUGGUCUAGCUGACCAGAUCGAGGCCCUCAACACCGACGGACCCAUGGAUUCAAACGCCAUUCCUGCAAAGUUCGGACAAUUCGGUGGCCAAUACGUCCCUGAGUCGCUGAUGGACUGCCUGCGCGAGCUGGAGGAUGCUUUCCAUGCUGCCAUCAACGAUGAGAAGUUCUGGGAAGAGUACCGCACACACUACGAAUGGAUGGGUCGCCCUGGUCACUUGCACAUCGCCGAGCGCCUGACAGAGCACGCUGGUGGCGCAAACAUCUGGUUGAAGCGUGAGGACCUGAACCACACCGGAUCGCACAAGAUCAACAACGCUCUUGGACAGGUUCUCCUGGCCCGCCGCCUGGGCAAGACAGAGAUCAUCGCCGAGACUGGUGCUGGUCAACACGGUGUUGCCACUGCCACUGUCUGUGCCAAGUUCGGUAUGAAGUGUACCGUCUACAUGGGAGCUGAGGAUGUUCGCCGCCAGGCUUUGAACGUUUUCCGUAUCAAGCUUCUUGGUGCACAGGUCAUCGCCGUCGAGGCUGGUAGCCGUACCCUCCGUGACGCUGUCAACGAGGCUAUGCGCGCCUGGGUCGUCAAGCUUGACACCACUCACUACAUCAUUGGCUCAGCCAUUGGCCCUCACCCCUUCCCUACCAUCGUCCGUACAUUCCAAUCGGUUAUUGGUCAAGAGACCAAGGAUCAGAUGAUGGCCAUGAAGGGCAAGCUUCCCGAUGCUGUCGUCGCUUGUGUCGGUGGUGGCUCAAACGCAGUAGGCAUGUUCUACCCCUUCUCCAAGGAUCCCAGCGUCAAGCUUCUCGGUGUUGAAGCUGGAGGUGAUGGUGUUGAUACUGACCGUCACUCUGCCACUCUCUCCGGUGGUACUCAUGGUGUCCUUCACGGUGUACGUACCUACAUUCUCCAAGACAAGCACGGUCAGAUUUCCGACACCCACUCUGUCUCCGCCGGUCUCGAUUACCCUGGUGUUGGCCCCGAGCUUGCAAACUGGAAGGAUACCGACCGUGCCAAGUUUAUCGCCGCAACUGAUGCCGAGGCCUUCAUCGGCUUCCGUCUGCUGUCACAACUCGAGGGUAUCAUUCCCGCACUCGAGACUUCACAUGCCAUUUUCGGCGCUGUCGAGCUGGCAAAGACGAUGAAGAAGGAUGAGGAUAUUGUCAUUUGUCUUUCCGGUCGUGGCGACAAGGAUGUACAGAGUGUGGCUGAGGAGCUUCCCAAGAUUGGCCCUAAGAUCGACUGGGACCUGAGAUUCUAG